Hibiscus syriacus is the source of this 1342-nucleotide messenger RNA. Its product is annotated as F-box/FBD/LRR-repeat protein At5g56420-like. Gene Ontology annotation, molecular function: protein binding. The coding region runs from base 50 to 1342 and encodes 430 amino acids. The record is from RefSeq and is a predicted model, not a curated record. The transcript has 4 exons. Lineage: Eukaryota; Viridiplantae; Streptophyta; Magnoliopsida; Malvales; Malvaceae.
UAUACAGUGAUGUCCAAUGUCGUUCAUACAUUUUCCUCUGUUACUUCCAAUGGCAAACUCUCCAUGUCAAGAAAUCGAUGUCAGCUCAAAGCGUUCGAAAUCAUCAGAUAAAGAAGUUUGCUUCGACAGAAUCAGUCGAUUGCCUGAUGUUCUGAUUCAACACAUACUCUCAUUUCUUCCAACGAAAGAAGCAAUGACGACUUCGAUUUUAUCGAAACGGUGGCUUCCGAUAUGGACUUCAGUUCCCAUCAUUGAUCUUCAAGACUCACGUUCCUGCAGAACAGAUUCGAGCCUUCGACUUCGUUUCGGACAAUUCGUUACCCGAGUUUUAAUCCUUAACAAAAUGGCUUGUUUAGACAAGUUCCGUCUGGAAUUCAACAUGGUUGAUCAUCCUUCCUAUGUAAAAACCUGGUUUCGGGAUGCGGUUUCGAGAGAUGUGAAAGAACUAGACAUCACCGUCCAUGGAACUCAAAGUUUUCCUAUCUUGAAGCUUCCAUUUGUCCUCUUCACUGCAAAAACAUUGCAGGUUUUGAAACUGAGCAAUGAGGUUGAGCUCCAUGUUCCUGGAACAGUAUCUUUGCCAUGUCUCAAGGUUUUGCAUCUUGUCUGGAUUAAGUACAGGAACGACGAAUCCGUUUCCAGGAUUUUUGCAGAUUGUCAUGUUCUUCAGGAACUUGUUCUUCACAUAUAUGUUGGUGACAACACAACGAUUUCCAACAUUUCGAUCCCGACAUUGAAGAUAAUGUCCAUACGGUUCGCCACCGGCCAACAUAAACACCAACUUAAGAUAAACGCUCCGAUUCUUGAGUACUUGAAUCUCGAAGACAAUCUCGGCCUGGAAUUCGAUCUCGAGCUUAGUGGAAGCAAAUCUCUCUGCAAUGCUAAAUCUGUUUCCCUACAUUGGGAUUGGCAUUCAAAAAUGACAUGGCGUAAUUUCAGACCACAUCGUUUGUUUCAUAAGCUGGUCCGGUCAGAGCUAAAUGUUGGUUAUGGUGGCUGGAACAUGCUGUCACUUUUCUUGGAAAUUUCUUAUAAUUUACAACUCCUUGUUCUUGCCAAGAAUGAUAAUUGCCGUGGACUUGGGCUUGAAUGCCGCUGGAAACCACCAAAAUAUGUGCCGGAAUGCUUGCUGUCGAGCCUGGAAAGAGUCGAUUUCAAAGGGUUUGAAGAUGUAGCAUAUCAGCUGAGGAUGGUGAAAUACAUACUGGGGAAUGCUCAAGUUCUGAAGAUGAUGGAUAUCUUCACUGAUGGAGAUCUGCCAUUAGAAUCAAAGCUUGAUGUGCUGAAGAAAUUAUUAAUGUUCCCAAGGGGUUCCAAGGAAUGUCAACUUCAUUUCAACUAA